GCGGCGGCUGCAGCGGCGGGGGCUACAUCCUCGCUGUUCGCCCCGGCCGGGGGAGCGUCUUGGGGCCGUCGGGCAUGGAGCCCUGGAAGCAGUGCGCGCAGUGGCUCAUCCACUGCAAGGUGCUGCCGGCUAACCACCGGGUGACUUGGGACUCGGCGCAGGUGUUUGACCUGGCUCAGACCCUCCGCGAUGGGGUCCUCUUGUGCCAGCUGCUCAACAACCUGAGGGCGCACUCCAUCAACCUCAAGGAGAUCAACCUGAGGCCGCAGAUGUCCCAGUUUCUCUGUCUGAAGAACAUAAGGACAUUCCUCACAGCGUGUUGCGAGACAUUUGGAAUGAGGAAAAGUGAACUCUUCGAAGCAUUUGACCUGUUUGAUGUUCGUGAUUUUGGGAAGGUUAUAGAAACAUUAUCCCGACUUUCACGCACACCUAUAGCAUUGGCUACAGGAAUCAGGCCCUUCCCAACAGAAGAAAGCAUUAAUGAUGAAGACAUCUACAAAGGCCUUCCUGACUUAAUAGAUGAAACUCGUGUGGAAGAUGAAGAAGAUCUUUAUGACUGUGUGUAUGGGGAAGAUGAAGGAGGGGAAGUCUAUGAGGACUUAAUGAAAGCAGAGGAGGCACACCAACCCAAAUGCCCAGAAAAUGAUGUACGAAGCUGUUGCUUAGCAGAAAUUAAGCAGACAGAAGAAAAAUAUGCAGAAACUUUGGAGUCAAUAGAAAAAUAUUUCAUGGCACCACUAAAAAGAUUCCUGACACCUGCAGAAUUUGAUUCCAUAUUCAUCAACAUUCCUGAACUUGUGAAACUUCAUCGGAACUUAAUGCAAGAGAUUCAUGAUUCCAUUGUAAAUAAAAAUGAUCAGAACUUGUAUCAAGUUUUCAUUAACUACAAGGAAAGGCUUGUUAUUUACGGGCAGUACUGCAGUGGAGUGGAGUCAGCCAUCUCUAGUCUAGACUACAUUUCUAAAACGAAAGAAGAUGUCAAGCUGAAGUUAGAGGAAUGUUCAAAGAGAGCAAACAAUGGGAAAUUUACCCUUCGAGAUUUGCUUGUGGUUCCAAUGCAACGUGUUUUGAAGUAUCACCUGCUCCUCCAGGAACUGGUUAAACACACCCCUGAUCCAUUGGAGAAGACAAAUUUGAAGCUGGCUCUUGAUGCGAUGAAGGACUUGGCACAGUAUGUGAAUGAAGUGAAAAGAGAUAAUGAGACCCUUCGUGAAAUUAAACAGUUUCAGCUAUCUAUAGAAAAUUUGAACCAACCAGUUCUGCUCUUUGGACGACCUCAGGGAGAUGGUGAAAUUCGGAUAACCACUCUGGACAAGCACACAAAGCAAGAAAGGCAUAUCUUCUUAUUUGAUCUGGCAGUGAUUGUAUGUAAGAGGAAAGGCGAUAACUAUGAAAUGAAGGAGAUCAUAGAUCUGCAGCAGUACAAGAUAGCCAACAACCCUACAACUGAUAAAGAAAAUAAAAAGUGGUCCUAUGGCUUCUAUCUCAUCCAUACCCAAGGACAAAAUGGGUUGGAAUUUUACUGCAAAACUAAAGAUUUAAAGAAAAAAUGGCUGGAGCAAUUCGAAAUGGCUUUAUCCAACAUAAGGCCAGACCACGCAGACUCCAAUUUCCAUGACUUCAAGAUGCACACUUUCACGCGGGUGACGUCCUGCAAAGUCUGCCAGAUGCUCCUGAGAGGAACAUUUUACCAAGGGUAUUUAUGUUUUAAGUGUGGAGCCAGAGCACACAAAGAAUGUUUGGGAAGAGUGGACAGUUGUGGCCGAGUUAAUUGUGAUCAAGGAACGCUCAAACCACCAGAGAAACGGACCAAUGGACUCCGGAGAGCUUCCAGACAGGUGGAUUCAGGUUUACCAAAGAUGCAGGUCAUUAGGAACUACACAGGACUCCCACCCCCUGCCCUUCACGAAGGACCCCCGUUACACAUCCAGGCAGGCGACACAAUUGAACUUCUCCGAGGAGAUGCACACAGUCUGUUUUGGCAGGGUAGAAAUUUAUCAUCAGGAGAAGUUGGAUUUUUCCCAAGUGAUGCUGUGAAACCCUCCCCAUGUGUGCCCAAACCAGUAGAUUAUUCUUGCCAGCCCUGGUACGCCGGUGCAAUGGAAAGACUGCAGGCAGAGACUGAGCUUAUUAAUAGGGUAAAUAGUACAUACCUUGUGAGGCACAGGACCAAAGAGUCAGGAGAAUAUGCAAUUAGCAUUAAGUACAAUAAUGAAGCGAAGCACAUCAAAAUUUUAACCAGAGAUGGCUUAUUCCAUAUUGCAGAAAAUAGAAAAUUUAAAAGUUUGAUGGAACUUGUGGAGUAUUACAAGCACCAUUCUCUGAAGGAAGGAUUCAGAACCUUAGAUACAACUCUGCAGUUUCCAUACAAGGAGCCAGAACAUUCAUCUGGACAAAGGAGUAAUAGAGCAGGCAACAGCUCCCCCUCUUUGUUCUGUGGCUUUUCUUUUGUAACUCCUCCAGACUACAGCUUUGUUCCCCCUUCUUCCACUCCUUUCUGGUCAGUGCUGAGUCCAAAGGUGCUGGGCAUUGCCAUUGCUCGGUACGACUUCUGUGCACGAGACAUGCGAGAACUUUCUCUGUUGAAAGGAGAUGUGGUGAAGAUUUAUACAAAAAUGAGUGCCAACGGCUGGUGGAGAGGAGAAGUCAAUGGCCGGGUGGGCUGGUUUCCAUCCACAUAUGUGGAAGAGGAUGAAUAAAUUCCCAUCCAGUUUUAUGUCCUGUACCAACAAUGUCAGAGAAGAGCUAAUCGGAAGCCUGCACAACAUUACGAGUUAAUCAAAGUGUUUAAAAAGCUGCAUUUCUGGCUGUUAAACAUCCACACUUCUUUACCCCUCCUAAGUCUUAAUGCUGCAAUUUCUAAAGAUGCUAGUACUGACAGAUUCAUAGCUUGCCCAGAGCUGUGCAAGAAACUGGCUGCUGGUCUGUCAUUGUCAAGGACCAGGGCAAAGCCAGGAACUUUUCCUCCCAAAAGAUCCCUGCACACACAUCGCUUGGGGUUUGUCUCUAUUUCAUCUGGUCAGACACCAGGAAUGUCAGCCAUUAGUAAAUGUUUCCUGCCUAUUCACUUUAUUCUCAUGUGCCAUGCUCAGUGCUUUUUGAUGGUACAAAGAAGAAGCUUUAUUUUGCUCUUUCUAGCAUGAAGAAAAAUUAAGAGUUCCACCAAUUGGGCAACUUACCAGAAAGAAGCAGUACCUCUCUUAGAUUGUCCAACAGGUGACUCAUUGCCCAGAAAACACUCUUACCCUCAGAGAUGACUCGUGAUAAAAAUAUAAGAGGCAAAUGCUCAGGUGUACAAUGCAAGUGAUAUAUUCCAGAAGAGACUUAGUUGUCCUUUUAAUGUCCUAAUUAUAUUUGCAGAUGUCUUUGUAAAGGGUAGGGGGAAAACACACAAAAAAAGACAGCAUCUUCAUGUAAAUGAUCUAAUCAGAUCAUUUUAGAAAUUUAGUACUUGAUGCAGUGAUGAAGACUAAGUGUAACAGGGGUAGUUGCCAAUAACUGAAGUCAGGUGGCAAUGUUUACAGAAACACAUCAAGCAUUCUCAUUUGCAGGAAGUCAUUUGUAUAGCAGUGAUGAUGUCUGUUAUGCCAUUUCUACCCUCCCAGAACGACCAGAGACAUACCUGCUGAUUCCCACAUUCCCUUGUUUUCUUGGGAGUAUCUACAGUAGCACAAACAACAUUGUUAAGGAUUUUGGAAGGAAAGCACAAUGAGUUGUUUGUAUCUUUAUAGGAUGUAAGGAGAGUCACUGGGCUUUUGUGGGCUUCCAGCUUCUGUCUUUCCACCUGAGGCCCUUCAUGGGCCUGUGUCUGUUGCUAGCAAGACCCAUUUGCAGGACAUUUAUUCUGCCAAACAUUCACUUGUUUAUGUGGGGAUUCUAAAAGUGUUCUUUCUGGGAUGCACAGAAUUCCCCAUUAAGGGAGCCAAGUUAAGACACUAACUUGCCCCUUUCUUACUGAAAUAUUUCCUGCAUGGCAGAAGUCGUGUUCUGACAAAAUUCAGAAAGUAUUUCAUGUUUGGGGAAAAAAACACACACACACACACACAAUUAAAAACAUUAUCUUCACAUAGUCAAACCAGGAACUUUGAUUUCUGAAGUUUGAGAUCAUCUCUGACAUGAGGUGGGUUUGCCCUGCCUUGUCCUUAACCUGCUUGGGUACCAGACAUUGAUGCUUAAUGAACAUACUCUCCUUGUAAACUCUCUUGGGCAAGGACUUCUCAUCUAGGAUAGAUCUAAGAUCUUUACCUCAGAUUUAUGUAAACUGUGAUUGUCUUAGGAAAAUGAUCAUUUGUUAAAACCAGUUAACUUUUGUAUAUGUGUAAAUGUUCACAAAAUAUUUUAUAAACUAUUCUGUACAGGAAAGUUACAAUCGUCAAGCAUACUCUUGGACUAGAUUCUUUCCUAUAGAAGUCUUAGCUGCCACUCUGUGUCUUGGCAGUGUUUUGUCUGUUACUGUCCACUCCAUGUCGUGACAAAGAGCACUGCUUCACACUAGUGGAAACACUCCCGUGUACAGCAUUGCAGCAUGUUUCACGCAUCUUAACCACUAGCCUCCCUGUCCCCUUACAGAAGGUGUUUGGUCUUAAUUGUCACAUUUCAUGAUCUGGAAGUUUCAUAGCAGAAUAUAUUAGAGAUCCUUUUCGUGCUGUUGCCGAUUACAUCUUUGUCUACAUUUUAGUAUUUCUUAUUGGAAACUUUAAAUGCUGCAGAUUUAUGUAGAUUUCUAAUGCCAAAGAUGGAAGUAAAUGUUUUGCAGAUACUUUGUCUUGCCUGUUAUUCAGCCUUGUGUAAUGUGGUAAAUUAGAGUGAUCUGUUUGUACUAUUUUGUAAAUAUGUCAAUAAAAUAAUUACUAGUUGCAUUAAAUUAAUUUCUCUGGA
This is a messenger RNA of Ochotona princeps (American pika), 4878 nucleotides long. RefSeq names its product vav guanine nucleotide exchange factor 3 (gene VAV3). Lineage: Eukaryota; Metazoa; Chordata; Mammalia; Lagomorpha; Ochotonidae. The record is from RefSeq and is a predicted model, not a curated record. Gene Ontology annotation, biological process: cell migration; intracellular signal transduction; regulation of GTPase activity. The transcript is spliced from 28 exons. Bases 75 to 2699 code for a protein of 874 amino acids. Gene Ontology annotation, cellular component: plasma membrane; cytoplasm. Gene Ontology annotation, molecular function: guanyl-nucleotide exchange factor activity; protein binding.